GCACAAACAUUUUCCGUCAUGAAAACCAUCAGCAUUAUCUUCUUGGUCGCUGUGACUUCGACCUCAUUGGCUCUAGAUAUUACUCCGGUAACCCCUCCGGUCCAGCACGCUGAAGGGCCACACUGGGAUCCGGUAGACCAAGUGUUGUACUACGUGGAUACCUUCCAAGCGACCAUCCUGAGGUGGGACCCCAAAACAGAAUUGUUUACAUCCCACAAAUUACAAGAUCGAAAAUCUAUUGGGGUAAUUACCCCCAUUAAGGACACCGCGGAACAAUACAUAGUGGCGGCAGACAGGUUGGUCUACUAUUUCCAAUGGGACGGGUUCCAUAACGAUACGGGUAUUGCCACUGAGUUGUUUGAGGUGGAGCCGCAGAAACCGAAUAACCAGUUCAACGACGGCAAGGCUGAUGCUAAUGGGAACAUGUGGAUAGGGACUCUGACCAGAAACGACGACCUUGGCGUGACCUCGUUCGGAGGCUCCCUCUACCGCAUAGAAAUCUCCUUGGACUAUCACGACGAGAUCGAAGCGAAAGAGAACCAGACCAGCAUCAGCAAUGGCAUCGCAUGGAGCUCGGACAACAAGUUUAUGUUCUUCAUCGAUAGCGCUCUGAAGAAGGUCUUCAAGUUCGACUUUGACGGCGACAGCGUAAUCUCCAACGAGAGGGUGCUGUUCGAUCUGGCCGAUCACUCAGAGCUGAGCGGCAUCCCUGACGGUAUGACUAUAGAUACGGACGAAAAUUUGUGGGUCGCGUUAUUCGGCGGAUCAGCGAUCAUCCAAGUGCACCCGGUUACCGGCGACCUCCUCCAAGUGGUGCCGAUGCCAGUGCAGUUCGUGACCUCGCUUUGUUUCGGUGGAGGGGAACUCGAAAUUCUUUACGCUACGACUUCGAGGCUCCAUUUGAACGAAGAAGGGGUGCAACAACAACCUUCGGCGGGCUCGGUGUUGUCCAUCGAAGGUUUAGGGGUCAAGGGCAGGCCCGAUUUCGAAGUCGUGCUAAACAACUGAGC
This is a messenger RNA of Cylas formicarius (sweet potato weevil), 1010 nucleotides long. RefSeq names its product regucalcin-like. The record is from RefSeq and is a predicted model, not a curated record. Lineage: Eukaryota; Metazoa; Arthropoda; Insecta; Coleoptera; Brentidae. The transcript has 6 exons. Bases 19 to 1008 code for a protein of 329 amino acids. Gene Ontology annotation, molecular function: calcium ion binding; gluconolactonase activity; enzyme regulator activity. Gene Ontology annotation, biological process: L-ascorbic acid biosynthetic process.